GUUAAGGGUUGGAUCUUGUGGGGAGUUGGUUCUUUUGCAGUUUUGCGGGCUUUGAAUUAAGGGGAACAAUAAGAAUUUGCAGUAUAGAGUAAAAAGAGAAGGAAGAUUUUGUGGAGAUUGAAUGAAAAUAUACCAUUAGUACUCACCAGACUUCAUUAUUGUGAAAAAUGGAAAAAGAUUGUUGAUGUGCUAAAGGAAGAUGUGUUAUUGAUCCCAUUGUUGCUGACAAGGCCUUGAUGCUGUGUAAAAAUGAGGAGCAGACUGCCUUUCUUUGCAAAUUUGAUUGUCGGGUGAAAGUAUAAAUUUUUUAUAUUACAUUUGAAAGAUGUAAGACACGAGAAUAUGGCUUCUUUGAAGUCACCUGGGCAGUGGAUAAGUCAAAGGUCUUUCAUCCUAUUGAUCUAUUGAGAAAGAUUUCUGUGGGGAAUUGCAUGUUGAAAAUCAAAUACACAUAAUGAAGUGGAAACAAAUUCAAAGAUCAACUUUGAAAUACGGUGAGGCAAAUGAUCAAUCCGAAGAAUUGAUUUAGAAGUGCUUCAUGCAUACUUGAUGGAAUUUCUUGAAUUCCAAAUAAUUCAGCCAAUGAAACAUGGUUAGAUGUGCAUGAAGAGCAUAUGGUUGAAGAAUCUUACUGCUUGGUUUUUGAAUGUCGAGGAAGCUUUAAGAAAUGGAGGGUUUGAAUAGUGCCUUUAGUUAUGAAAUUUGAUUGAAGACAGUUGGGAAUUCAUAAGGACACUUGUGUACAAAGGUUUUGUAGAUAGCUGAUGGUGAAGUAUUCAAGAAAAAUUCCAAUGUUCCAAUUCAAGGGUUGAUAGUUAUCUUUUGUUAUAAUUGGGUCAACAUGCAAAGAUGUAAUAGCAUCUUGGAGAUAAAGAUCUGAUUUUAGCGACAGACUCCGAUAUCAAGGAAAUACUGACAGGAAUUCAUCUGGAGAUAGUACUCAAGGUGGAUCAUCAGUGGGUAGGGAAUUAGAUUCUUGUUCAACUAAGCCUACCAAGUCGGGGAAGUCAAGACAGAGUCAUGCAUUGCAUCAUUUACUGGGAAAUAUUUUUGAUGAAAAAGUUUCUACGAGGAGGAAGCUCAAGUGGUUGAAAAGGGUUGCCACAGUCAAGGAUGAUGGAACUGUACAAAUGGAAGUUCCAGAAGGCAUUCAACCUGAAAGUUUUCAUUUAAGUGUUUUGGAUGUUGAGGCUGUAGAUGAUGAAUCCCUAGACACAGCCAAUGUUCCAUUCAUCCCCCCAUUACAAAUUGUGAUGCUCAUAGUUGGUACAAGAGGAGACGUUCAACCUUUUGUUGCCAUUGGGAAGCGUUUGCAGGAGUAUGGCCAUAGAGUUAGAUUAGCAACUCAUGCAAAUUUUAAAGAUUUUGUACUCUCUACUGGACUGGAGUUCUUUCCUUUAGGAGGAGAUGCUAAAGUUCUUGCCGAUUAUAUGGUAAAGAAUAAAGGAUUCCUUCCAUCAGGACCUUCAGAGAUACAUACCCAACGCAAUCAUUUGAAGGAUAUUAUUUUCUCAUUACUUCCUGCAUGCCAGGAUGACGAUCCAGAAUCUAAAAUUCCAUUUAAGGCAGAUGCGAUAAUUGCGAACCCCCCUGCAUAUGGUCAUACUCAAGUUGCUGAGGCGUUGAAAUUACCACUUCACGUGUUUUUCACAAUGCCAUGGACGCCCACGAGUGAUUUUCCUCAUCCUCUAGCCCAUGUCAAGCAUCAAAUGGGAUAUAGAUUGUCGUAUAACAUAGUUGAUACUUUAAUUUGGCUUGGAAUUCGUGACAUUAUAAAUAGCUUUAGGAAGAAGAAGCUGAAACUGAGACGAAUAUCAUAUCUCAGUGGACAUUACAGCAGUCUUCCGGAGGUGCCUUAUGGGUAUAUAUGGAGUCCUCACCUUAUUCCAAAGCCAAAAGAUUGGGGGUCUAAAAUUGAUGUAGUUGGAUUUUGUUUCCUCGACCUUGCUUCAAAUUAUCAACCGCCAAAUUCUCUUGUGCAAUGGAUGGAAGCUGGCGAAAGGCCAAUUUACAUUGGAUUUGGCAGCCUUCCUGUUGAACAACCACAAGAAAUGACACAGAUUAUAGUUGAAGCUCUGGAAAUUACAGGAAGGAGAGGAAUAAUAAAUAAAGGCUGGGGUGGUCUUGGAAGCUUGGCAGAGCCAAAAGAGUUUGUGUACGUGCUGGAUAAUUGUCCCCAUGAUUGGCUAUUUCCGAGAUGCAUGGCUGUGGUACACCACGGGGGUGCAGGAACAACUGCAGCUGGACUCAAAGCAGCUUGUCCAACAACAAUUGUGCCAAUCUUCGGUGAUCAGCAAUUUUGGGGCGAGCGUGUGCAUGCACGGGGACUUGGUCCCCCGCCUAUCCCAGUUGCUGAAUUUUCACUUGAAAAGUUGAUUGAUGCCAUAAACUUUAUGCUUGAUCCCAAGGUAAAAGAGAGGGCUGUGGAACUGUCCAAGGCCAUAGAAAUUGAGGAUGGAGUAGGAGGUGCAGUGAAUGCUUUCCACAAGCAUUUUCAUCAAAGUAGAACUCUGGCUAAACCUGAGACUCCGAAACGUGGCUUUUCGGUUAGACGCCUUCUCCAUAUAUCUUAAUCUUAUUUGCUAUUUUAUUUAUUAGAUGCAUACAUCAUCUACAGAAAACUACCUUGACAAAAGGCAUUAUUGUUGUAUCUGAGUAAUCUAACAUAUAACUUCUUGUAAUGUGAAAGACUCUUUAGCUUUCAUUUUGAGUGUAAUAUAAACUAGAUUGGUGUAUGAACAAUAAAUGUUACUCUUCACCAAUCUCAUACUUAGAACACAGAUAAUAUUACAAAAAGAGAGUCUGCUUUACGAUGAUUCUCUACUUUUUAACAUAAGAAUAAUUGUAUUAUUGCUUUUUAA
Molecule: messenger RNA, 2861 nt
Organism: Benincasa hispida (wax gourd)
Lineage: Eukaryota; Viridiplantae; Streptophyta; Magnoliopsida; Cucurbitales; Cucurbitaceae
Source: RefSeq, a predicted model, not a curated record